CAUUGGGUCCACAGGAGGCGCCAGGAUGGGAAGUGUCGGCAGUGCGGGAAGGGUUUCCAGCAGAAGUUUGCCUUUCAUAGCAAAGAGAUUGUGGCCAUCAGCUGUUCGUGGUGUAAACAGGCAUAUCACAACAAGGUGUCAUGCUUCAUGCUGCAGCAGAUCGAGGAGCCCUGCUCCCUGGGUGCUCAUGCCUCUGUCAUCGUACCCCCUACCUGGAUCAUCCGGCUCCGCAGACCUCAGACCUCACUAAAGUCGAGUAAAAAGAAAAAACGGACCUCGUUUAAGCGCAAGUCCAGCAAAAAGGGAGAGGUGAGUUUGAAUUGUUACAUCAUCCAUCACAAAUGGCCUUUCCUACCGUUUUGUAUUGUGAAGAGACGUACGUAACUAAAACAUCCUUUGUUGAUU
This is a messenger RNA of Coregonus clupeaformis (lake whitefish), 405 nucleotides long. Its product is annotated as diacylglycerol kinase zeta-like. The coding region runs from base 148 to 384 and encodes 78 amino acids. Lineage: Eukaryota; Metazoa; Chordata; Actinopteri; Salmoniformes; Salmonidae. The transcript is spliced from 4 exons. The record is from RefSeq and is a predicted model, not a curated record.